GCACGCAUGACUUGACAGACUCUCUCCUUCCUUGGUAAGCUUCCAUAGCGCGGUUUCUCCUUCUGCCUGAAAGCACUGGAGAAGUGAAAAUGACGGAGACGAAGUUCAGCGUGCUCUGCAGCCUCUUCACGUGGAUGCAGCGGAGCAAGUCGUCCGCCAAGAAGAGCUCCAAGUUCCGCAAGUUCCUCGACACCUUUUGCCAUUCCGGCCACUAUUUCAGCGCCAUCCGACUGCUCCUCCCCAGCCUCGAUCGCGAGCGCGGCACCUACGGCCUCAAGGAGUCGGUGCUCGCCACCUGCCUCAUCGACGCCCUCGGCAUGUCCCGCGACUCCCACGACGCCCUCCGCCUCGUCAAUUGGCGCAAAGGCGGCGCCCAAACCGGCGCCAAUGCCGGAAACUUCUCCCUCGUCGCCGCCGAGGUAUUGCAGCGCAGGCAAGGGAUGGCUUCUGGUGGAUUAACAAUCAAGGACGUGAACGACUUGCUCGAUCGCUUGGCUUCUGCUGAAAACAGGGCAGAGAAGACAUCAGUUCUUUCUACUCUGAUAAACAAGACAAAUGCACAGGAAAUGAAGUGGAUUAUCAUGAUUAUUCUAAAAGAUCUUAAGCUGGGAAUUAGUGAAAAGAGCAUUUUUCAUGAAUUCCAUCCUGAUGCUGAAGACCUGUUUAAUGUGACUUGUGAUCUAAAAUUGGUUUGUGAAAAGCUGAGGGAUCGAAGUCAACGGCAUAAGCGCCAGGACAUUGAAGUUGGAAAAGCUGUGCGCCCUCAACUAGCUAUGAGAGUCGCCAAUGCUGCAGGUGCAUGGAAAAAGCUUCAUGGGAAGGAAGUGGUUGUUGAAUGCAAAUUUGAUGGUGAUCGCAUCCAAAUUCAUAAGAAUGGAACUGAGAUACACUUCUUCUCAAGGAACUUUCUUGAUCACUCUGAGUAUGGGCAUGGGAUGUCGGACAUUAUCAUACAAAAUGUUCUGGCUGAUAGGUGUAUACUUGAUGGUGAAAUGUUGGUCUGGGAUACAUCUUUGAACCGCUUUGCUGAGUUUGGUUCAAAUCAGGAAAUAGCCAAGGCAGCAAAGGAUGGACUAGACAGUGAUCGACAGUUGUGUUAUAUUGCAUUUGAUAUUCUUUAUGUUGGGGAUACCAGUGUAAUUCACCAAAGCUUGAAGGAGCGCCAUGAGCUUUUGCGGAAAGUUUUGAAGCCUUUGAAGGGUCGUUUGGAAAUCUUAGUACCUAAUGGUGACCUUGGUCUAAAUAGUCACUGCCCUUCUGGGGAACCUUGUUGGUCACAUAUUGCUCAUAAUGUGGAUGAUGUUGAAAGGUUCUUCAAAGAAACCGUUGAGAAUAGAGAUGAAGGGAUUGUGUUAAAGGACCUUGGUUCCAAAUGGGAACCUAGUGAUCGGAGUGGAAAGUGGUUGAAGUUGAAGCCUGACUAUAUUCGUGCUGGUUCUGAUCUGGAUGUUCUUAUCAUAGGGGGAUACUAUGGCUCUGGUCGUCGUGGUGGAGAGGUAGCUCAAUUCCUGGUCGGCCUUGCAGAGCGUCCAGCCCCAAAUACAUACCCUAGGCGAUUUCUUUCCUUCUGCAGAGUGGGUACUGGGCUUUCAGAUGAAGAGCUGGAUGCUGUUGCAACCAAAUUGAAGCCUUUUUUUAGGAAAUAUGAAUACCCAAGGAAGCCACCACCAAGUUUUUAUCAAGUAACGAAUAACUCGAAAGAAAGACCAGAUGUUUGGGUUGACAGCCCUGAGAAAUCAAUAAUUCUGUCUAUUACCAGUGAUAUCCGAACCAUAAGAUCUGAGGUAUUUGCUGCACCGUAUAGCCUGAGAUUUCCACGUAUUGACCGAGUGAGAUAUGACAAGCCUUGGCAUGAAUGCCUUGAUGUGCAAUCUUUUGUAGAACUUGUACAUUCAAGCAAUGGUACUACACAAAGGGGCACAGAUUAUGGUGGCCUUAAGGAAAGUAGACCAAAACGCAUGAAAUUCUCUAAGGGAGAGAGAAAGAACCUCUCUGUCGUUCCUUCUCAUUUAAUUCAGACUGAUAUUUCUGACGUUAUGGGGGGCUCCUCAAUAUUUUCGAAUAUGAUGUUUUACUUUGUUAAUUUUCCACCAACCCUCUCUCUUGAUUCCUUGCACAAAAUGGUUGCUGAGAAUGGAGGGACUUUCUCAAUGAAUUUGAAUAACUCAGUUACUCAUUGUGUUGCAGCUGAUAGCAAGGGGAUCAAGUAUCAGGCUGCAAAACUUCAUGGAGAUAUUAUUCAUUACUCUUGGGUAUUGGAUUGUUGCUCACAAAAGAAGCUCCUCCAUUUACAGCCAAAGUACUUCCUCUUCCUUUCUGGCUCAUCAAAGAAGAAGUUACAAGAAGAAAUUGAUGAAUUUUCUGACUCAUACUACCAGGAUCUUGAUCUUGCAGGCAUCAAACAGCUCUUAAGUAAUGUGGACAGAUAUGAGGCUACGAAAACUAUCGACUAUUAUAAGAAAAAGUACUGUCCAAAGAAGAAAUGGUCCCACUUUUAUGGCUGCUGCAUUUAUUUCCGCCCUUCAAUACCAUCUUUGAAACCAGAUUGGGAAGUUUUGUUGGGACUUGCAUUGAGGAGGUUGAAGCUUGAAGUUUCCAUGGCUGGAGGAAAAGUCAGCCACAGUAUUGCUCUUGCUACCCAUUUGGUAGUUUUGUCAGUACCAGGUUUUGAUGUAGACUUUGAAACUCUAUUGAAAAGUUUCACUUCAUCAGAGAAGCAUCUUUUAUGGAACAAGGGGUUGCAUGUUGUGAAAUCUCAAUGGUUGGAAGACUGCUUGGAGAGGGACCAAAGAUUGCAAGAAGGACCAUAUAGCUUGAAGACCAUUGGGGUGCAAGAUUUGGAAAUUGUAGAGUGCAAUCAUGAUAGACAUGACCAGGAUCUAGGAGCCCCCGCUGGAUUGGACAAUGAAGAAAAACAGAAUAUGUCCCCUUCUCUUGAUUUAAGGGAACAGAUAACUGAUAAAACUGCUUUAGAAAAACCUAAAACUUUGGCUUCAUACGAGGGGAUCGGGAAAAGGAAAAGAGGAAGACCUGCUGGCACAAGCAUGAAGAAAGGAAAAACAACUAUGACCCAAGCUCGAAGAACACGGGGACGUAUUGGACAGAGGCCUGCUAAAAUAUGUGAUAAUGAAUCAGAUGAAAGCUUAUCUCAUGACGAGAAGACACGGAGAGAAGAGAACAACAUAAGAGAAGGAAAUCAUGAAACGGUAGGUACGGGAAGCUCAGAAAUCCAAGGGACUGAAAUAAUAGAAGAUUCUGAAUCAUCAGCUAGAGGCAAGGCAGCGGAGCAGGAAGUUGAAAAAGAUAUUGGAUAUGGAGAGUGGCAUGAUAAAGUUCCAAAUGUUGAAAUGACUAAAAUGCAUAUUAAUAGCAAUGACGGUGAGAGGUCGGAGAAGUUGGAAGUUAUGGCUGAUCCGGUUCAAGCCAUGUUGUUGGAUAUGAUUCCGAGCCUUGGAGCGAAGGAAGUUGUGACGAGAGAGAGAAUUCUCAAUGAUGAGAAACCACCCUUGGAUCCCAAUGCAGAGCCUACAAAGAAAAAGAAAGUGAGCUACAAGGAUGUUGCUGGUGAGCUGCUAAAGGAUUGGUAAAAUAUGAUAUGUGCGUUGGUUGUAGGUUUUGUAUGAGAAUGUGAAUGAGGGAAACGAAAUGGUUUCUCAGUAAUACUAGUUUUGUAUUAUUAGCAUAAUGCUGGGUCUAGAUUGUGAUGUGAGCAUCUUCAGUAAAAACUGUGAGCUCUCGUCUUGUAAUAUACCAAAGAGAUACUAUAUGCACUAUGUUAUUGUACUUUUCACAUGGACCAAACACUAUUGUCAUUAUAUAAAUAUUGUG
Messenger RNA from Corylus avellana, 3828 nucleotides. It is a transcript of the gene ATLIG4, whose product is annotated as DNA ligase IV. Gene Ontology annotation, cellular component: DNA ligase IV complex. Gene Ontology annotation, biological process: DNA biosynthetic process; double-strand break repair via nonhomologous end joining; nucleotide-excision repair, DNA gap filling. NCBI's taxonomy places the organism in Eukaryota, Viridiplantae, Streptophyta, Magnoliopsida, Fagales, Betulaceae. The record is from RefSeq and is a predicted model, not a curated record. Gene Ontology annotation, molecular function: DNA binding; DNA ligase (ATP) activity; ATP binding.